GACCGUCACUCCUAAGUCCUAACCUCAAACCCUAGCUACACCUCUCUUUCUCUCUCGAGUCCUCAUCACUCCUGGCAGAGCAUAAAAGAGAGAAGUAAAAAGGCGAGAAAAAAAGAAAAACAACGGCAAUGGAGUUCUCUCAAGAUGACUUCGAUCGUCUCUUAAUGUUCGAGCACUCUCGUAAAACCGCUGAAGCUACCUACGCUAGAGACCCUCUGGAUGCCACAAACUUGACUAAGUGGGGUGAGGCGUUGCUGGAAUUAUCGCAAUUUCAAACUGUGGCAGACGCAAAGAAGAUGAUAAAUGAUGCCAUUUCAAAGUUGGAAGAGGCAUUGAUGUUAAAUCCAACAUCCAAUGCCAUGUGGUCUAUAGGAAAUGCCAAUACUUCUUAUGCAUUUCUGACUCCUGAUCUUGAUGAAGCUAAAAGUUAUUUCAACAAGGCAGCUAAUUAUUUCCAACAAGCAGUUGAUGAGGAUCCAAACAACGAGCUUUAUCGUAAGUCUUUGGAAGUUUGCGCUAAGGCUCCAGAAUUACAUGCGGAGAUCCAUAAGCAUUCAAGCAGUCAACAGAUUAUGGGUGGGGGGGGCUCUACAGCUUCUUCAAAUGCAAAGGGCUCCAAGAAGAAGACAAACAGUGAUCUGAAGUAUGAUAUAUUUGGAUGGAUUAUCCUUGCAGUUGGCAUCGUUGCUUGGGUGGGGAUGGCGAAAUCCAAUGUUCCUCCUCCUCCAAGAUAAGCAUGAAGUAAAUACGCUAAUAUCUCUGCAAGAAUGUUCAAAGUAUUGAUCAAAAGAUCCCAACUGGAAGGCAUGUAAAUUCAGUUAUACAUGUGAUAUGCUAUCCGCAUGUUGAUUUUGACCUUUUGGUUUCUCUAUUGCUUAUUCGGCUAGGAUUAUCAUUUUCAUGCAAUUUUUUGUUAUUUAUAU
Molecule: messenger RNA, 923 nt
Organism: Populus euphratica (Euphrates poplar)
Lineage: Eukaryota; Viridiplantae; Streptophyta; Magnoliopsida; Malpighiales; Salicaceae
Product: mitochondrial import receptor subunit TOM20-like
Exons: 6
Coding region: 129-734 (201 amino acids)
Biological process (GO): protein insertion into mitochondrial outer membrane
Cellular component (GO): mitochondrial outer membrane translocase complex
Molecular function (GO): protein binding
Source: RefSeq, a predicted model, not a curated record